Dermochelys coriacea (leatherback sea turtle) is the source of this 4458-nucleotide messenger RNA. It is a transcript of the gene FBXW5, whose product is annotated as F-box and WD repeat domain containing 5. The transcript has 9 exons. Lineage: Eukaryota; Metazoa; Chordata; Testudines; Dermochelyidae. The record is from RefSeq and is a predicted model, not a curated record. Bases 567 to 2339 code for a protein of 590 amino acids. Gene Ontology annotation, biological process: protein ubiquitination. Gene Ontology annotation, molecular function: protein binding. Gene Ontology annotation, cellular component: Cul4-RING E3 ubiquitin ligase complex; SCF ubiquitin ligase complex.
AGCAGCUGGCAGAGCCAGGAGCUGGCUGAAAGCAGCAGGGUGGGGAUUGGUGAUUUAAGGGUUCAGCUCAUGAAUUCUCCCAGGGCAGGCUGGAAAUGGGAGAGACUGUGUCGGGUUAGAGGGACCCCAGGAGGAAUGGGAGCUCAGCAUCUAAUCUCCCUAGACCACUUCUCUGUAGUGGGGAUGCUAAGACAUAGACACACUUGUACCCGCGUUGGGGCGAGUGGGAGCCCUACUGUAGGCUGGGUUCUGGUAGCUUGGGGCAUUUUCAUCACUAUCUUAAUUAAGCCUGCUGAGCUGUUGGAAACAUCUCUAUACAGCUCCCUAGUGGAGAGGUGGUCUCUGGGGCUCCUUGCAUCUUGCGCCAAGGCCAUGCUGUCUGCAUCUGGGGUCAUUAUCUUAUCAUGUCCCUCUUUCUACCUGUAGCCCGGUAUCCGUGACCACUGCUCUCCUGGCUACAUGCCCAGGAGAAGAUGAGGUUUUUCUAAGUACUACCACAAUUCCAAGCUUCUGAGGGGUUGUUACGAACUGUGAGUCAAAGAGCCCUUUGGUGACAGAAUGACAGUAUGGAUGUUGGGGAUAGUCCCUGUCUCCCAGACUGCAUCCUCUAUGAGAUUUUCCUGUACCUGGACCACGUAGAUGUGCUCUCGGUGGGGUUGGUGUGUCGGCAAUGGCAUGCGGUGGCCCGGGAUGAGUUCCUGUGGAAGGAGCUGUUCUAUAGAUACUACAGGGUCUCUCGGGAAGUGCCACGGCAUCCAGCUGCUGUUUCCUGGUACGAGGACUUCCAGAGGCUCUAUGACACCAUCCCCUGUGUUGAAGUGCAGACCCUGACGGAGCACAAUGACCAGGUCUUGCACCUUAGCUUCUCCCACACAGGUUACCUGUUUGCAUCCUGCUCCAAGGACUGCACAGUUAAGAUCUGGAACAACGAGCUGGCCAUUUCCCUGCUCCACAGCUCCAACAUGAGGCUGUACAACUGGAGCUACACCCAGUUCUCCCAGUUCAACUCGGAUGACUCCCUCCUCCUGGUGUCAGGGGUCUUUGUGGGGCCUCGCAACUCCUCAUCAGGAGAGAUCGCUGUCAUUAGCCUGGAGAACUUCACACUCCUCUCCAGGGUGAGGAAUAAGCCCUAUGAUGUCUUUGGCUGCUGGCUGAAUGAAACCAACUUGAUUUCCGGCAACCUGCACCGAAUUGGGCACAUCACCUCCUGCUCUGUGCUGUGGCUGAACAAUGCCUUCCAGGGCAUAGAGUCUGAGAAUGUGAAUGUAGUGAAGAGACUAUUCAAAAUCCAGAACUUGAAUGCCAGUACCAUCCGGACAGUGAUGGUGGCAGACUGCAGCCGCUACGACGCCCCGGAUCUGCUCCUGGACUACAAGGAGCAGCUGGCUGCUGCCACCUCUCCCUACCAGGUCUUUGAUCUUGGCAGUGACAGUGAGGAAGAGGAGGUGAAGCCCAAGCAGAAAGUGAUGCCAGAGCCAGUGGCGCAGGCAUCGCUGGAUGGUGGGAGCGGGACAGCAGAGGAUGGGCUGCAGCAGUUCCUGGAUGACAUCCUUGAAGGCCGUGUGAUGCCCGUCCUGAGUGAGAGAGAGCUGGAGACAAAGGUGGCAGAGCUGCUUGCUAGGAACCGGACUAAACCACCUGAGCUAAACCAGCUCCCCACAGAGGCCAGCAACAAGAAGAAGUACUUAAUCUUCACCACAGGAUGCCUCACCUACUCUCCACAUCAGAUAGGGAUUAAGCAGAUCUUGCCUCAUCAGAUGACGACUGCUGGACCGGUGCUUGGGGAGGAGAGACGUUCGGACGAGUUCUUUGAUUCACUGGAUCAUGUCAUCGACAUCCACGGUCACAUUAUUGGGAUGGGCCUUUCUCCUGAUCACAGGUACCUGUAUGUGAACAGCCGGUCCUGGCCGCGGGACUGUGUGAUCUCUGAUCCCAUGCAGCCACCCCCCAUCGCAGAGGAGAUUGACCUGCAUGUGUUUGAUCUGAAGACUAUGAAGGAGGUGAAGCGAGCCCUCCGCGCGCACCGGGCCUACACCCCCAACGAUGAAUGCUUCUUCAUCUUCCUUGACGUCAGCAGGGACUUCGUAGCCAGUGGGGCAGAGGAUCAUCAUGGCUACAUCUGGGACCGGCACUAUAACAUCUGCCUGGCCAAGCUGCAGCACGACAACGUGGUCAACUCGGUGGUAUUCAGCCCCAUUGAGCAGGAACUGCUCCUGACAGCCAGUGAUGACACCACCAUCAAAGUGUGGCGCUCCCCCCGCACAGUGCGCAUCCACCAAGCCAGGAACCCUAAGCCUCGGAAGCUGCUCUUCUCCUGGCUCAUGAACCAGAAGAGCUGAACCAGGCACCUGCUCAUGCUGCUGCCUCACUCCAGCCACACCCUUUAUUGUGCUUUGGACAGUGGGAGCGUAGAUGGAGUAGCUGUGUGCAAAAGGCCCUGGAAGGAUCCUACCCCAAGAGAGAACCUCAUGCUCCCACCAAUGGCUUGCAUCUGACAAAACUGUUACAAGCUACAGCCUGUGAGCUGGGUCCGAUCUGGGCCUUAGCAGGUCACUGCGGGGCAAAUUCCCCAUCCACAUCUCACCAGUGCUGCUAGUCGGUCAUGCUGCUUGCAGCCAAGCUUUGAUCACUGAUCAGCACAGACUCGGGUGGCUUAUUUUUCUUCGAGAGCUUGGGAUCUAGCCUCACUGAGAGCUGCUGGCUGCAAAGCAGUUGGCCAAAGGGAAAUGUCGCAGCACUGCUCUUGUCACAACAGGACUGUUUUAGUAGCUGUUUGUUUGUCCCAUGUAGGAGGUGCUGACAGUGGUACUGGUUAGCUAGGUCCUGAAUACAAACUGGGGAGUGAAGAGACUUUCAAAAGAGGCUCUCGCUCUAGAAGUGCACAGCAUUAUGGCAUGGGUUUUGGCUUGCCAGCACUAAGAUUCUGCUGACGGCAGCUAGCAACUUUCUGCCCCACGUCUCCACCUCGGGCCUACCAGAGCCCAAGGCAAGUCUUGGUCGCUGCUUUCCAUUAGCUGUGAGCCUGUGCAUCUCCACCACUGGCUUCUACACAAGGGUACGUGGAGAGCUGGUGAGUCACAUGGUACAGGCCUUGGUGAGCUGCUAAAUAACAUUAAGAUGCUACAGUUGCAUUGCCUAAUGUAGUGUUUUCCAGGCAAUCCGCUGCAGUGGUGAUCACAAAGCUGAGGUUCCCCCUUCAAUGGGUCAGAGUUGGCCAUGAGUGUAGCUCAUGCUGUGACAGUUGGAAACUCUUGGUAUUUGGUCUGCAGGACAUAGCAGGCGCCUAUGCCAUCCCAGCUGAUGCCGAGUUGCUCACUAACUGCUACCUGGCUGAGACCUGUCCAAGUAAUCUUUCACUAUGGGUGACUUCUCCCUGCCAUGGUACUGGCCUCCCCAAGCGCCUUUAAGUUCUCAUCUAACAAAUUGUCUAAUGAAACAAUGAGUCAGUCUUUGCUGUGCUCUGUCAUGCUGCACUCCUAGUCUCACCCAAGGCCGCUGGAGCUGAGUGUGAUGAGGCAGCCUGGGAAAGCCAAGACUGAUGGGGGCUUCUAAAACUGGCAGUGGGAGAUGAGGGGAAAAUGUCUCACUUCCAGUAGCUGGACCUGGUCAAAGCUGAUCCCUCUUUAAGAACUAGUUUGUCUUUGAAAAUAGCCCUAGGAUUUUAACUGAGUGAGCUAGGAUCCAAAUCCACAAGCCAGGAUUUCUGAGGUGCUGGUAAGCGCAGCUCCCAGUGCCUUCAAGCUGCAUGUCUCAGCAGCUUUGGACACAGCAGGCUGGAAUUUGGAGGCCUCUGAACUGGGAAGCAGUGGUCGUGGCCUGCGCAGCAGGGGCAGCAGAGAAGGUUGCAUACUUGUUUGUACGCUCUGCUCAAGUAGAGGCACAAGUCAAACUAAAUGGUGCUUCUGCUGCUGUCUGUCAGUCCUUGGGGCUGUUGCUACCCUCCUCCAGCAGCAGGCUCCAGGGGCUCCACUCUCAUCUCCUCACCUGCAGUUCACAUACCAGGUCUGUCUGUCACUAGCAGCAACAACUGCCCCAGAGAGCAGGGAGGUUUUGUCUGCAAAUGGUUCGGAAAACAUGGAUGCUUCCCUUGGAGCUGUUUGACCACUAACAAAACUAAAUUCACUCCCCCAGCGUGGGGAUUUUUUAAAUAGUUGGGAGAUCGUGUGAACCCUUCUCCUGCUUGCUGCGUUGGGCUUACGGCCGGCUCCACGCUGCCUGGGCACGGCCAGGACCUGAGCGCAGCAAGAUGGUCUGUCUGCUCAGGCAUUCUGCUCCUCGCUGCAGCAGGGCUCUCUACUACACCGGAUCCAAGCUAGAAUAGUCAGACGGCCUCAUCUUUAGAUGAGGUACAAGCCCAUGUUUGUAACUGCCCCAAACAACCCCCUAUAGCCAAGAACUCUAGUACAGAGGCAAUACGCUAGGAUCCCCCAAGGACUUGAGCAUUGUACUGCUGACUGG